AUCAGCGUGUGUGGACGAGAUGACCAGUCAGUUUGUCGCAUACGCAGUGGAGGACUCGGAUGUGCUGCUGUGGACUCUGUGCGACAUCAUCGAGAACUGUCUUUCGCAUGGCAUCAAGACUGAUCGAGAGCGGAAUAAAGGGCGGUGGUUCGGCUACAGUGAUACUGGUUCGCAAGUGACACCCUUUUUCGACUGGAUAGUACGAUGUGAUACGAAAGUAGACGCACUCCGAGAGUGCUGCACAGAAAUCAACAUGAUGGAAGACCUCGUCACACCACAUGGCAAGGGCCGUGCCUGGAUGCGCAAAGCGUUGAUGGAGAAGCGCUUGGGCGAGUAUGUGAAUGCGUGUGUGUAUGACGACGUGGAGACGAUACGGAACUACUACAUGGAGAGCGCUCUGGUCCUAAAUCCACAAAUUGAGACCUUCCUAAGUGCUGUGGAGAAGCUCAAAGUCUUGGACUUCAACUUGGUACUCAGGGGUGUAGGGAAAGUUCUAUCAUACCCCCGCCGGCUGCCUACCAUUGACUACUGCAAGUAUAUAAAAGCCGCACAAGCCGGCCCUCAGCCCGAGGUUCGGAGGAAAAAGAGCACUACUUUCAGCGCAGAGAGCUUAGUACGGCCACAGCUCAGCCCCAAACCCGGAUUGACCUUUGCGCCUUCACCUAAGAAAACGAUUUCCCGUAAAUCAACGACGAGUGGCAUUUUAUUAAGGAAAACCCCUCGAUCACCAAACGGUGGGUCUGCGGACGAUCUGCAGGGCAUCAUGAGGAGUACUUCACAACUGUCCAUGAGAACGAAGAUUCCUUCACUCACCAAGU
Sphaeroforma arctica JP610 is the source of this 818-nucleotide messenger RNA. RefSeq lists its product as hypothetical. The record is from RefSeq and is a predicted model, not a curated record. The transcript is spliced from 5 exons. Lineage: Eukaryota; Ichthyosporea; Ichthyophonida. The annotation marks the transcript as partial.